Molecule: messenger RNA, 465 nt
Organism: Eimeria mitis
Lineage: Eukaryota; Apicomplexa; Conoidasida; Eucoccidiorida; Eimeriidae
Exons: 6
Coding region: 1-465 (154 amino acids)
Biological process (GO): nucleoside triphosphate biosynthetic process
Cellular component (GO): cytoplasm
Molecular function (GO): AMP kinase activity; nucleoside diphosphate kinase activity; ATP binding
Source: RefSeq, a predicted model, not a curated record
AUGCGUUUCUGCAUAAUUGGGAGCUGUGCCAGCGGAAAAUCGACGCAAAGUUGUUUGCUCACCAACCGCUUCGGUGUUGUGCACGUCGACAUCCGGGAAAUCUUGAUUCAGAAAGCGCACGAAGAUCCGGCCUGCAAGGAGGCUCUCGUGGAGCUGGAGGCGGGCGUUGAGUGGUCGUGCGAAGAACUGCUGAUCCAGCUGGUAGCUCAACGCAUCGCUGCUGCAGACUGCGCGCGCCGCGGUUGGGUCUUAGACGGAAUUCCGCAGACGGCUCGUCAGGCGUUGUUGCUGCGGGAGCACAAAAUUAUUCCCGACUGUAUUCUGCUGCUCGAGGCCCCUGAGGGCACUUUGGUAGACAGAAUAAAGAAACGCAAGGCAGACAGCGACAGUAAGUGCUCUGAGGGGGCGCAGGCAGACAAAAACCAGCAACAGAAGGACGCAGCCAGGCUAGUGGAGCUGCGGUAA